GUUAGCAGCUGUUUCCCGCCAUUUUCAAUAUCUAUUUACCCUCUCUUCACUUAUACGCGCUCAAAAACCCUCGAACUCACAAACCUUAGAAUUCGAAGAUUGGAUCAAUGGAUGCUGAAAUCAAAGCCGAAUUCAACAAAAGUGGAUUCAAAAUCGCCGAUGAAGAUGAAGUUCUCCGUAAAUGUCUUACUUUUUGUAUAAAUUACAAGCUCACGCCUUCAGAUCUGAUCUCAAGCUGGGAAGUCUACUAUCUCAACAGGCAGUUGAAUGAAUCUACUAUACAUGAUGCUGAGAUGGAUGGGUUUUUAUUGCACCUGCAAAAUGAGCAGAAAGAGGCAUUAAUUAAGGAGGAGCCUGGUUUGCAUGUGUACUCCAUUCGUGAUGUAGAUAUGACUUUAAAUGAUGAACCAGAAGAUACCAAAGAGGGUAUUUUAAUCACUCCAACUGACAGAACCUUGGCUCGGUAUGAAGAAUUAGAUGAUUCAAGGUAUGGAACAAACGGAAGCCUUCUCUCAUCCAGCAAGCAGUCAAGUAUUGUGACACCAUUUGGACAGCGAAUCAACAAAUUUGUAGUUCAAUUCAAGACAAAGACUGAACCUAUUGCAGAAUGUGGAAAAAAGGAAUCCGAAGAUGAAGAUAUGGGAGAUGAAAUUAUUCGAAGAGCGCAACCAAAGAAAAGGUGUUCUUUAGUGAUUCAUGGAUCCAAGCCCGAACCUGGUUGCAGAUAUAUGUAUGACAGAAUUGAAGACAGGUUUGAUUCUCUUGUGAACCGUAUUAAAAGACAUACAUCAGCAUUUCUUGCUUCUGGACAGUAUGAAGAACCUGUUGACCCUUCCGUAGCCUCUCAGAAAAGUAUAUUUGCUGUUGGGAUGAUCUGUUGUGAUGGGGAAGGCCGCCUGAACGAGAAAUCAGUUUUACUACAAAGCAGUGUUGAGCAUGCAGGAGGAGAACAAGUACGCCUUGAAUUAGACAAAUUGAACCAAUAUUCCAUUUUUCCUGGGCAGGUUGUGGGCAUUGUUGGAACCAAUCCCAGUGGCCAUUGUUUAGUUGCUUCGAAAUUAGUGGAUGCUAUUCCUUUGUUACCCUCUUCUGAUGAGAAUCUUCAUCCUGCAAAGAGGAUUGCUCUGACUGAAGAGAAUCUAUCUAAUUCAGAAUCACCAGCACAGGCUGAAUUAUCUAUGAUGAUUGCAGCGGGCCCUUUCACCACAAGAGACAAUUUGUUGUUUGAACCGCUGACAGAACUGCUUGCAUAUGCAACUAGAAAACUGCCACAAUUGCUUGUACUUUUAGGACCUUUUGUUGAUUCUGAGCACCCUGAAAUUAAGAAAGCAACUUUUGAUCGGAGCUUUGAUGAAGUAUUUUAUCAAGAAGUCAUCAGAAGGUUGCAAGAUCAUGUUGAAUACAUGGGUUCUUCUACUCGUGUACUUCUAGUGCCAUCUAUACGAGAUGCAAAUCAUGAUCAUGUUUUCCCUCAGCCACCUUUUGACAUAAACCCUGAGAUAAGAGACCAGAUAACUAGCCUAACCAAUCCUGGAAUAUUUGAUGCAAAUGAGGUGAUUGUAGGAUGCAGCACAGUAGAUAUUGUUAGGCAUCUGAGCGGAGAAGAGAUUUCAAGGAUUCCCAAAGAUGGGCCUUCAGGAGACCGUUUAAGCAGAUUGGCGACCCAUAUUAUUAACCAACGCAGCUUCUAUCCUUUAUAUCCACCAUCCGAGAGUGUUCCGCUGGACUUCUCAAUUGCCCCAGAAGCUUUGAAUAUUUCCUCCAUUCCACAUAUGCUCAUUUUACCAUCUGAUUUGGCUCCCUUUGCUAAGGUGCUUUCGCUCAAUGCAGAAAUUGAAGAACAGGAACCUCUUAAAUGCCUUUGCGUGAAUCCUGGGAGACUGGCCAAAGGAAUAGGAGGUGGUACAUUUGUGGAGAUUGACUACCAAGGAAGUCCAGAGACAGCAUCGACAUCAAUCAUCCGCAUAUAGACUUUCACCGCAGGAAGUGAACUAUUCGAGUUUAACCUGAAAGAACUUCUGUGUUGAAGGAACAGUCUUGCAAGGUACAAAUAAGCUUCCCAUGAUAUUCAGAACGAACAAUAUAGGGCGUCAAUCACCUGUAACUUGUGAUCUAAUGUAUCUGCUAGAUUAUUAGCUACAUAGCUUCUUAUAAUCAUUAUUUUGUUCAUACACAUUGUACAAUAUGUCUGUUCUGCACUGUAUUGAAUGGACGAUUGCAUAUUAGAUCCGCAAUUUCAAGUUUUUUAUUUAUUUUUCCUAUUCUGAAGAGAUUAACAUGUAUCUUAAAUUGUGUACAGAUUAGAGACUACGUGUACCCCUUUGUAAUACUCAUCCAUCCCAUCUCAUGUGUUUUGGAUUGUGUACAAAUUUGAGAUUGGAGACUACAUAUAUCCC
Amaranthus tricolor (Joseph's coat) is the source of this 2396-nucleotide messenger RNA. RefSeq lists its product as uncharacterized. Bases 108 to 1970 code for a protein of 620 amino acids. The record is from RefSeq and is a predicted model, not a curated record. Gene Ontology annotation, cellular component: alpha DNA polymerase:primase complex. NCBI's taxonomy places the organism in Eukaryota, Viridiplantae, Streptophyta, Magnoliopsida, Caryophyllales, Amaranthaceae. The transcript has 16 exons. Gene Ontology annotation, biological process: DNA replication; DNA replication initiation. Gene Ontology annotation, molecular function: DNA binding.